This is a messenger RNA of Brugia malayi, 1266 nucleotides long. RefSeq names its product 2-amino-3-ketobutyrate coenzyme A ligase, mitochondrial precursor, putative. Gene Ontology annotation, molecular function: glycine C-acetyltransferase activity; pyridoxal phosphate binding. The transcript has 9 exons. Gene Ontology annotation, biological process: L-threonine catabolic process; biosynthetic process. Lineage: Eukaryota; Metazoa; Nematoda; Chromadorea; Rhabditida; Onchocercidae. Bases 1 to 1266 code for a protein of 421 amino acids. The record is from RefSeq and is a predicted model, not a curated record.
AUGGCUGCUCAGCAAAUAUUAUUUAAUCGUAUUAGAUUAUUUCAUUUUUCAUUAAAUCAGAGUUAUUCUACAGCUCGACAACAAUUUAUUGAUUUAUUAAAUAAGGAACUGAGCACAAUUCAGGAUGCUGGUACAUAUAAGAAUGAACGAGUUAUCGUUGGUCGACAAGGAAUGAAAAUUAAAAUUAUGAAUUACAAUAUGCCAUUGUUAAAUUUUUGUGCUAAUAAUUAUCUUGGAUUAAGUAGUCAUCCAGAAGUGAUCAAAGCUGGACAGGAAGCAAUAGAUACUCAUGGUGCUGGUAUGAGUUCAGUAAGAUUUAUUUGUGGAACACAAGAUAUACAUCGAACUUUGGAACAGAAACUUGCUAAGUUUCAUGAUCGUGAAGAUGCUAUUCUGUAUGCAGCUUGCUUUGAUGCUAAUGGAGGAUUAUUUGAAGUGCUUACAAAUGAUGAGGAUGCAGUUAUUUCUGAUGAGCUUAAUCAUGCUUCAAUUAUCGAUGGCAUACGAUUAUGUAAAGCGAAACGUUAUCGUUACAGACAUGUUGAUUUGAAUGAUUUAGAACAAAUUUUAAAAGAAACUCAAAAUAGGAGACGACGAAUAAUUGCCACCGAUGGCGUUUUCAGUAUGGAUGGUGAUGUAGCUCCAUUGAAGGAAAUAUGUGAUCUUGCGGAUCGAUUUAAUGCACUCGUUUUCGUUGAUGAUUGCCAUGCAACUGGCUUUUUCGGGCCAACUGGUCGUGGUACAGAAGAACAUCUUGGUGUUCAAGGACGUAUUGAUAUAAUUAAUUCUACACUUGGAAAAGCUUUAGGCGGUACAAUGGGUGGAUACACUACAGGACCUAAGCCCUUUAUCGAUCUUUUAAGGCAACGCUCUCGACCAUAUUUAUUCUCGAAUUCAUUAGCGCCGUCCAUUGUUGGCUCUUCCAUCAAAGUUCUUGAUUUAUUGACCAAUUCAUCAGAAUUUACAAAUUCUUUAAAAUCCAAUGUAUCUCAUUUUCGUAAAUCACUUACUGAUGCUGGCUUCAACGUGAUGGGUAAUUCCGAUCAUCCAAUUUGUCCAGUAUUUUUGGGUGACGCAAGAUUGGCUUCAACAUUUGCGGAUGAAAUGCUUAAAAAAGGCAUAUAUGUGAUUGGAUUUAGCUAUCCUGUAGUACCUAAAGAUAAGGCAAGAAUUCGUGUUCAGAUUUCCGCAGCUCAUACAAAACAACAAAUCGACCAAUGCAUUAGCGCAUUCAAGACGAUUGGCAAGAAACUUAACGUUAUCUAA